Molecule: messenger RNA, 950 nt
Organism: Cokeromyces recurvatus
Lineage: Eukaryota; Fungi; Mucoromycota; Mucoromycetes; Mucorales; Mucoraceae
Product: HCNGP-like protein-domain-containing protein
Exons: 4
Coding region: 18-836 (272 amino acids)
Biological process (GO): regulation of DNA-templated transcription
Cellular component (GO): nucleus
Source: RefSeq, a predicted model, not a curated record
AAAAAAAAAAAAAAAAAAUGAGUUCAUUAGCAGGUCUUGUGAAUUAUUCUGAUGAAGAAGAUUCUUCCUCAAGUGAUGAGCAACCAGUUGCUCAAAUUGUUCAAGAUAAAAAACCAAUUAGAUUAAAAACAUCUACUAUUAAAGAAAAGCCAAUAGAAAAUUCAAAUAGUCAAACUAGUUCUUCUGUAUCAACAAUUAAGAAAGCAGUUAGUGUAUCAAACCCCCCGUUAUUACUAAAUCAAGAGGGAUCGAUCAUUGAAUAUAAUAAACGAUUAUUAGCUGUAUUAACACCAAAACCUGUUGAAGGUGUAGUUAACUGGGGAAUUCCAGAUGAGCCUAAUAUUCCUUGCGAUCCAGAACGAACUGAAAGAAUAGCCCACUUCUUAUCACUAAAAGCAUCGGGCCAUCACUUGAAUAAACAUUUACAACAUAAUAAAUCAUUUCGUAAUCCGCGUAUUUAUGCCAAAUUAGUUGAAUUCACAGGAGUCGAUGAAUUUGGUAGUAAUUUUGAUAAAACUCAAUUUGAUCCUCAUGGAUUUCCGAAAGAAAUGUAUAUAGAUGGAAUUCUAGAAACGCAAAGAAGGCUCGCUGAAGAGAAGGCAGCACAACAGCAAAAUCGAAAUUCAAUUAAUUUUGUUCCUCAACAACAAGAAUUAACACCACAACAAUCAAGUGCGAUGGCACAAGCGAUGGCAACAGCAGCUAAAAUAGCGAGUCGUAUUACAAAGCCUCCUACUAUAGAAAAUAAAACAUCUACUCCAUUAAGCAAUGAUGGUGAAAAACGAAAAAAGAAAUGGGAUGAUGAAUAUGGAAGUAGCUCAAAUAAAAGAAGAUAAACAGCAGCGGAGAUCAUCUCUGAUAUAUUAGUAUUUUUGAGUCAUCAAUAAUAUAUGUUAGCAUAUCGUUGCGUAUUUUUUUUUUUUUUUUUUCGUAUUCAUAAAAAUAAAAAA